UCCAACCUCACUUACUCAUUCUUCUUAUCUUCCAAUGUCAAGGCCUCGCACUGAUGGUCGUAGUUCGAGACUAGAAUUCCAGCCGUAUUGGCUCCGGCUUCAAUGCCAUCGUCUCCUUCAGUCUUGGUCAGGGGCAGCGUGACUGCCCACCCUUCAUUUCUUUCUUCAUCAGACGUCAAUCAAACUGUUAACAAACGUUUUUUGUCCUGCGGCCCGUGCCCAAUGAUGUCAGUGCCGUCACCGCUGUGUCUAGAGCACUUUCUCCGUUGCCUCAUGAGACGAGUGGAGGAAAUGAACCAUGGCUCCAGGGUUCGGAUAAAUCGCCGAGGGUCAAUCAAGAAGCAACGGGCACUAUGCUAAAUCCCACACAGACCGCGGAGGGGAUUGCGAUAUAGCAGAAAUGCUCUUUUUAAGAGUCAAGGCACAAUGCCGGUUGCUAGGAGACGGUUGG
Molecule: messenger RNA, 451 nt
Organism: Lindgomyces ingoldianus
Lineage: Eukaryota; Fungi; Ascomycota; Dothideomycetes; Pleosporales; Lindgomycetaceae
Exons: 1
Coding region: 103-360 (85 amino acids)
Source: RefSeq, a predicted model, not a curated record